Messenger RNA from Closterium sp. Naga37s-1, 768 nucleotides. The record is from the annotation of a GenBank genome assembly. NCBI's taxonomy places the organism in Eukaryota, Viridiplantae, Streptophyta, Zygnematophyceae, Desmidiales, Closteriaceae.
AUGGGGCGGCGCGAUGGGUGCGCGCACGGCAAGGGCGGGUCCAUGCACCUGUACGGCGUGGCGCGAGGCUUCUACGGCGGGUGGGGCAUCGUGGGCACGUCGCCGCCGCUGGGCGCGGGGCUGGCUCUGGGGCAGAAGCUGGCGGGGCGGCAGGGGGAGGGCGUGACUGCCGCCGUGUAUGGUGACGGCGCUGCCAACCAGGGCCAGGUGUACGAGGCGAUGAACAUGGCAGCACUGUGGCGCCUGCCAGUGGUGUUCGUUGUCGAGAACAACCAUUACGGCAUGGGCACCUCUGAGCGGCGUGCAUCAGCGCAGACAAGCUUCUUCGACCGCGUCAACUACAUCCCUGGCCUGCUCGUGGAUGGCAUGGACGUGCUGGCAGUCAAACAAGCCAUGGAGUAUGCCAAGGAGCAUGCCAUCGCCAAGGGUCCCAUGGUGCUGGAGAUGGACACAUACCGCUACCAUGGUCACUCCAUGUCCGACCCUGGCAGCUCCUACCGCCAGCGCACCGAGAUUCAGCAAACCCGCCGCGCGCGCGACCCCAUCGAGCGAGUGCGACGCCUUAUACUAGAGCAUAAAGUGGAGAGCGAGGAGGGUCUCAGGCAGGCAGAGAAGAGGGUUAGAGCAGAGGUGGAUGCAGCAGUGAAAGCUGCCAGAGAUGCAGCAGAGCCCAGUGAGGAGGACUUAUGGCAACGUGUCUAUAAGCUGGACAAGGGCAUGGUGUUUACCGCUCCGGUUGUGAGUGAACAGAGGGUGGAGAUGCCAUAG